Molecule: messenger RNA, 4090 nt
Organism: Microstroma glucosiphilum
Lineage: Eukaryota; Fungi; Basidiomycota; Exobasidiomycetes; Microstromatales; Microstromataceae
Exons: 2
Coding region: 362-3970 (1202 amino acids)
Biological process (GO): mitochondrial tRNA 3'-end processing
Cellular component (GO): mitochondrion
Molecular function (GO): 3'-tRNA processing endoribonuclease activity
Source: RefSeq, a predicted model, not a curated record
CAAGCACAACAGGAAGAAGCAUCACCACGAAUAGUCACACCUCGCAUAGCACUCCUACACACCCACACCCACACCGCUCACACACAGCAGCGGCAGCAGCGGCAGCAGUGAGCUCUAAAUUCCAGUCCUUGCCCACGCUUCGGGGCGCACCCUGCUCCAUUCGCCUCUACUCUCCUACCCUGAUCAUCCCCUGGACACGCUGACCAUCUUCGCCGCCUCCUUCAGGCGGCCCUGGUGGCUACAGCGCAUUGGCGGCAUUGCCGGCGGCGGCGGCAGCAGCAACGGCAGCGGCAGCAGCAGCAGCAGCACUCGAUCAAGCUUUCGCUGCAUCGCAACUCCUCCAUCGAGAAGAGCGGUCACGAUGAUCUCCAGCAUUCGGGUCAUACAUCCUCCAGCAGCAGCUUCCAACCCCACACCCCACCCGCUCAUCGUCCUCACAGUCGGCACCAACAAGUACGUAUUCAAUGCUCCAGAGGGCACCGUGCGUACCCUGACCCAAAGAAGAGCUCCACUAGGAGGCAAGGGAGAACUCAAUGUCUUUGUCUCAGAUGUGUGUGAGGCUGCGAGGGGAUUGCCAGGUCUCCUCAUGACGUCGGCAGAUGCUGGAAAGACCCUCGUACGCGUUCAUGGCCCUCCGACUCUGGCCCACGCCAUUGCAACGAUGCGCUUCUUUGCCAAGAGGAUAGGCUGUCAGCUGCAAGUGAGAGAGGCAUUGGACGCCAUCAAGCUCACCAACGGCAACCUGCAAUCGAAACAGCCUCUCUUUGUAGAGAAAGGAGGCGUAACAAUACGGAGUCUGCCGUCCAGCGAGCAGAGUUGGACCUCCAAGGCUCAGGCGCCUCGGCGCGCCUCCUCAUCCAGCGAAGAAGGUGGCAGCUCUGGAAGCCGUAAGCGUCGACGAUCAUCUGAAGACAUGCCGCACCAGUUUGCGCCUCCAACCUCCAACACCGAGGCUGAUGCAGCAGACUAUGCGGCUGGCCUCACCAGGCCACCGCCACCUUCCGCGCCACUGCAGGCGCCCUCGCCUCAGUCCAUUCAGCGCAGAGUCUUCGACACUGCCCAUGACAUGUUCAAGCUCACGAGUGGCUUCAGGGGGGUGCCCUUGAAUCUAGACGACCCGUCAGUAAUCCCCAGGGGAAAGUCAGCAGCCUGGAACAUCCACCGUCUACCGAAACCUAUUGUACAGCCAUCCUCGGUGGAGGGCGCAGAGCACUUCGAGACGCAACCCUUUGCUCUGAGCUACGCUGCCACUCUGCCUUCUACGGCGGGCAAGAUGGACAUGGAGGCAGCGAAAUUGCUUGGUAUCCGGCCUGGCCCUCACCUUGGACUUCUCCAGAAAGGCCAGGCAGUCACAGUCCGCCGGCCCGCCCGCUGGAGUUACAUGUCUGACAGUGAGAAGGUCCGUUGGUCGCAGCUCAAGCAUCCCUCGUCUGGAGGUAGCAGCAAGAAGAAAGCCGUUCGCACAACAGAGAAGGUGGUGGAAGAGGAAGCAAUGGAGGACGUCGUGGUCCAGCCUUCACAAUGCGUCGCCGCAGAUGUCCCCGGCCCCGUGGUGCUGGUAAUUCACCUACCUACAACGGGCCACUUGCCAUCUUUCUUGUCGGAGCAGAAUGCAGCGACGUUGGCCGUAGCCACGAGAGACCGCGGUGUUGUGCUCAUGGUACAUACCAGCCCCCUCUCAGUGCUACAAGACGGGCGAUAUCAGCGGUUCAUGACUGACUGGUCUCAGACCGAGACAGCACAUCUCUUCACUGCCCCGGAACUGGCAGCGGAUAACAUCCUCUACACCUCGCCGACAUACUGUCUGCGACUGCUCAGCAAACUGAACUCAAGGAUGUUCUCUGUGCCGCCCUCCACAGGGCAAGCUACGGCGGACGUUGCCUCAAUCUCUCCCCGCGUCUCCACCCUUGCAAGGGGGCUUGACAUGGAUGAGACCAUGCAGUUGCAACCCCGCCUCUCAGCUCUCGACCGAUUUCAGCCUGUUCUCGACGUCGCAGCGGCGGGCACUGCCGUAUCCGAAGCAGAUGCUCAGGAUGAUGGCGAGCCUGUUAAAGGCGAUCUCCCUGCUUCCCCUAGACUACAGAUGCGCCGGGGCAGCAAAGGCGAUCAAACGUCAGAGUUAACUCCAGAAGCCACUACGAAUCGCAAGCUACUACAGCUCAAAAGAGCCGAAGACUAUCAACAGUACGAAGCCAUCGCGAGCCCCAUUAAGCAGGAAGUCAAAGCGACCUCCGCCAGCGAGCAGCUUGUGCGAAAGGAGUGGGAGGAUAUCGACGUCAUUACGCUAGGCACAGGAUCAGCGCAACCUACGAAGUCUCGCGGCCUCAGCGCUACUCUCGUUCGUUUGCCUUCUCGGUUCUUCAAUGACCCUGAAAGGCUCGCUCCUGCGCCGGAUGGUGGACCGUCGUAUGGCUACGUUCUGCUCGAUGCUGGAGAAGGCACGCUUGGUCAGCUUCAUCAGAUGUACGGCAAAGACAGUCCACUCCUGCGGAAUAUCCUUUACAAUCUUCGAUUGGUCUUUGUCUCCCACAUCCAUGCCGAUCAUUGUGCUGGCCUGGUCUCCGUACUACGCGCGAGAUACGAGCUGGGGGACGCGAAGUCGACUCUCUACCUAGCGGCCGGAAGGUUCACCAGGCAAUUCGUACACGAGUGGAAUGACAUCCAGCCGCUCAACGUCCUGUCUGAGGAGCAGUACGGAACGGUCAAUGCGGAUCUCUCCGGUAAGGUGGUCAUGCUCGAAGCAGAGCACCUUGACUACCAGAUCGGAGUGGGCCACAUAGAUUCGGAGUCGGCCUCGUUGAAGGACCUCGCCGAGCAUGACCAUGCCUACAUCGCUCAUCUUGCCUCUGGCUUUGCGCCAGGCUUCACACGCUGGCUCAAGAGCUUUGAGAAGAGCGUCCUGGCCCAACCAGCCUUCAGUGGAUUAUCGCGCAGCGAUCAAGCCGCGCAGAGGAAGCAAAUCAAUGAGGCUGUGUGGGCUGCCGCAAUCAAGGAAGACCCCAGUCUCGGGAUCCAUCGAGGCAUGCCUGCGUUUGCCGACGCGGCACUCACUUCCAAAACGCCGCCGCCGCCCAACGUCAGAGAGGGCUUCGACGCCGAGACAAGUGCCUUCUUCCGUUCGGAUGCACUCAAGCUGUACGAGCGCACCAAGGUCGAGGAGCGUACGAGGACUCAUUGGGCUUUGGGGCUGCUACAGAAGGACCUCGGCGGACCUGGCGCAAUGUGGAGCGUGCAGACGUGCGAAGUGGACCACCGAGCCAGACAUUGCUACGGUAUUGUCCUGCGACUUGGAGCGCAAGCAGCUACUGCCGGUGGCCAGAGCAUCGAAGUGGGUACAGACUCCCUCAAUCUGAGUCCACCAUCAAGCUCCAAUGGGGCUUCAGCCCCGCCUGCCAGCUUCUCCCUUGCCUACUCUGGUGACACGCGUCCCACGCCCAAUCUCGCUCGAGCCGCUGCAAACGUCAAUUUGCUGAUCCACGAGGCGACGAUGCAGGACGAAGAGGCCGAGAUGGCAGACAUGAAGGGCCACUCCACAAUCGGCGGAGCCUUGCGCCUCGCGAGACAAGCACAGUGCGAUGUUGUUCUCCUGACCCACUUCAGUCAACGCUAUCCGAAGAUGCCCAGGCUCAAUCUAGGUCCCUCUGGCAAUUCAAAAGCCAAUGCGAAGAGGGGAGAGAGGCGAUCUGUGAGCCCCCAGCCUGAUGGGGACAAGGACAAGGACAAGAAGAGGCCGCUGGUCGCAGUGGGAAUGGAUUUGAUUCGAUUGGGGAUGAACGAGAUGUGGAAGAUGGAAAAGUAUAUACCGGCAAUGGAGGUGCUGUUUAGGGCUGAUGCUGUGUAUGGAGAAGAAGCCGAGGCGGAGGCAGAGGCGGAGGCAGAGGCAGAGGGAGUGGUCGAGGGAGAAGGAGGGGCAGUAGGAAGAGAUGGAGCUGCUGCUGCUGCAGACUCUGAAGGAGGGAAGGGCAAGUGAUGGAAUGGAAAAAGGGGACCACUUCACCACUUCAGAUACGAACACUGUUACAUCCUCGUCAUCAUCAUCAUUAUUAUUGUCAGCAAUCAUUAAAGCUAGAUUUAGAAUCAUACGAUACAC